Molecule: messenger RNA, 2043 nt
Organism: Penicillium paradoxum
Lineage: Eukaryota; Fungi; Ascomycota; Eurotiomycetes; Eurotiales; Aspergillaceae
Product: SAE2 C-terminal domain-containing protein
Exons: 1
Coding region: 1-2043 (680 amino acids)
Biological process (GO): DNA repair
Source: RefSeq, a predicted model, not a curated record
AUGGAAGUUAUCAAAGAGCUCCAGGCUGCCAUGGCAACUGCUUAUGAGGUCUCCUUCGAGAAUGCCUACAAGCACAUGAAACUACAUAUUGAUGCGCUUGUCAAAGAGGCAGAAAUUAAAGAGUCAUUGUCUCUCCAAAAGGAUAUCAAAAUCCAGCAGCUUCAGCAUGAUAUCGCCGUACUCCAGAGUGAGCUACAACAGUAUGAGGUUAAUCCACGGGAUCUUGAACUUCCCCGGAGAUACGCCAAUCUGGAGACUGAUUUCGAUCCGAAAAGCCUAUGGGCGAAUAUCCUGGAAGAUGAUCAUCCCCAAAUCCAGAACUACCAGAAACGAGUCGAGGCCAAAUACACUGCGCUCUAUACAAAUUUACAGACAUUCAUCCAAACUUGGGCCGGUCUCAAAUCCCGGGUGUUGCAGCAUAAAAAAAAGCUACGACGAUGGGAUCAGCAACUAGAGCGCGAAGAAUUUUCACUCGUUCUCAAUGGUCAACCAGUCAAAUUUCGCAGAGUGCUAAGUUCCACUUCUGAGCAUGUUGACAAACAACACUCGCAGGCCACCCAUAGCUCCUCCAGGAAGCGUCCAAGAGAGGAGUGCCCAGAUUUCCCAGUCAUGAAUGUCAGACCAUCACCCAAGAGGACCAGUGCAGAUGAGGUGAACGCAGCCGUGAAAGCUGAAGAUGAUAAGCGAAGAACAGCACAUAUCCUAACACCAGAGCCAGCACUUAUUCAGUCUACGUCCCCUCUAUCUGGUUCAGAACCCUCCGAUUCUUCCGGGAUAAAUGUCAUUCUGCCUGAUGUCCACCCGCAGCCGACGAGCCAGAGGCUUUCACCGAAAGUUUCCGGUAGGAAUACUGUCGCCAGCCAGCAGGCAGACAUGGGCUCAAAGUGCUUUGCGGUUGUCAAAAAUGAGAUGUUAUCAUCAAGUCCAAUUCAACAUCUUGUGGGCCACAGUGAGCGGCCAUUUGAGAGCACACAAGAUCUCGACGAGAUAGGUGACACAAUACGAACACCCAUGAAACCAAAACCCCGCCGAGAUGUCUAUUUUGCGAACACUUGGGAUUCGGAGAAAACUACAAAUGAUGUACAUCACUCAAAGGGCGUUCCACCAGGCCAGCAAAUAUCCCAACAAUCAACCAUACUCCAACCAGCUAACGACAAUACACGCCUAGCCAAAUUCUCCACGCCAGUGUCUUGCUCGAAAAGCCUCGGAGAUUUGGAGCGACGUGGUAUACCAGCCCUGGCCGAAGACGGUGAUGAUGCGACAUACUCACAAUUGUCUGAAAGAAUUAGCUCCAAUAUCAAUUCUCGACCGCCGAACGCCAACUUCAAGUGUGAGAUCGCACAGAAGCGUCUAGAAAAUCUUCUAGAACGAUCAGCACCCUCAAAAUCACCACUUCCUUCUUCAACUAAACUUUCCAUAUCAAAUUCAACGAGUACCAAUCGGACACCCCAGUGUGAUCAAACGACUAUGGAGACAUCGAGUCAAAUGGCCCCUAAUAUAGAUCCCAAUGACGAACCUUUCAGGGCAAGACCUCUUCGUUGCCUCGGGUUGGAACACUUCAAAAUCAACCCAGUUAGAAAUGAAGGGCUUGAUUAUGCAUAUGAUACAGUUGUUCGGAGAAAGGACGACCGUAAAUGCAUAUCAGGCUGUACUCGCCCAGGAUGCUGUGGGGAUCGGUUCCGAGGUAUGGCCCGUCUUGGGGGUCUCCCUAGUAAGCUUGGAACGGAACAAGAAGAAGAUGGGGAGAUUCUCCGAGAAUUCAUGGGAGAUAAUCUACAAUUACUUCAAAAUUUGAGCGAAACGGAACGCGAUCACCUCCUAGUGGAAGCGAAGGCGAGAGUCUUGGCCAACAAGUAUGGACGACAUCGACAUACUCACCAGCGGGCUCAAUCUCCUCCUGGGUUCUGGCGCACUGACAUGCCAGACACACAAGAGGUGGAAGAUGAUCGUGAAGCUGCGCAGAGACUUGAGCGAGAGAAAGUGGAAGAGCGAUAUCGAGAAGCCAUGCGUCCUGGAGGAAUAUGGACAUGGGCAGAUGAAUAA